AUGGCAGCCCAUGGCCAAGACUAUGAUAUUCCGAAGCGGCAUCACUGUCCACACAUGCCAACAGGAUUCUAUGACAAGACUCUGCAGCCUUGUCUGCUGACUGAAUACCAUGAAAAAUACCCUUCAUAUGGAGAUAUCAAACCCCGGGAAAACUUUAAACCAAAACCUGAAAUUCUGUCUAAACGUGGCAAAAUGGAAGGAACCUCAACAUUUAGAACAGAUUAUAUACCUUAUGAAAUAACACAUCGACCAGAGCCUUUUCAACAUGAGUACAGACCAAAAUCUGGUGAGAUGGAUCAUCAUACAACCUAUAAGACAGACUUCAGCCCUCACAAAAUUAAGCCUGUAGCAAGUAUGCGUCCUCCACCAACAAAGCCUGGGAAAGGAGCGAAAGUAGUCACUGUACCAACGUACAAAGAUGAUUACCGACUAUGGGACAUUCCCAAAAGAAAACCGAAAGUUCCAGAAGUUUACUGCCCUCCUAAAACACGGUUUGGAAAUCCAUCUACAUUUCAAGAUGACUUUGGUCCCAAGAGAUAUGCACUAAGGGAGAGUUUCAAACCACCCGAUGUACAAAGGGUAUCUGAUGUCCCCUUUGAUGGUCUAACAAAUCACAAAAUUGCUUAUGUUCCUCAUCCGCUGGGGGAACGGUAUGUUAGACCACCAGAUGAAUACAAACCAAGUGAUAAACCUUUUGACAGUAUCACCACUCACCGGCAUGAUUACAGAGGGCUUCAUGGAGAUCCUACUAAAAGCUUCAAACCAGAUCCUGGCAAGAUAGGAUCAGACGCGCCCUUUGAUGGCAGCUCAGAAUUCCGUGAUCGUUUUCAGGCAUGGCCUGUAACCUUGCCGUAUGUCCACAAGCAUCCAGAUUAUGUGCAACCAGAUGGGCCUAUGGAUUUCAAUAGCACUUCCCAUCUUGAUUAUGUUGGGCAUAAUGUCAAGCCACCUGCUUCAUUUAAGCCUCCAAGUACAAGAAAGGUCCCUGCCCCCUUCCAAAGCAGUACUACAAUGAAAGAUGACUUUAAGCCAUGGGAAAUAAAGAAGCCAGAGAUAAUCAGAAGAGUUGAAGAAUUGGGAAUACCAGAUGCAAAAUUUGAUGGUUUAACAACCUUUAAAGCCAAUUAUGUUCCUCAUCCAAUUAAGCUAACUCAGAGCUUCAAACCAUCAGAUAUUCCUCUACAUAGUUCAAUACCAUUUGAUGCUGGAACCUUGUAUCGUACUGAAUAUACACCAAAGAGGCUGGAAAUCUGUCCUGCAAGCUAUCCUACACCACCAGGCUAUGUCUAUGAAAGCACUGAUUCACGCGGUCAUAAAUUCUUCCACAAGAUAACCCCGUCAGAGGACAAGCUGGCAGUGUCGAAUGAAAUGCACCUUCCAAAAGAAGUAGCGGUAGCAUCCUAG
Molecule: messenger RNA, 1404 nt
Organism: Carcharodon carcharias (great white shark)
Lineage: Eukaryota; Metazoa; Chordata; Chondrichthyes; Lamniformes; Lamnidae
Gene: saxo2
Product: stabilizer of axonemal microtubules 2
Exons: 4
Coding region: 1-1404 (467 amino acids)
Biological process (GO): microtubule anchoring
Cellular component (GO): axonemal microtubule; cytoskeleton; ciliary basal body
Molecular function (GO): microtubule binding
Source: RefSeq, a predicted model, not a curated record